AUGAGUAUGAUGGGAGAGCUAACUUACUUUCUUGGACUAAAAAUCAAACAAUCUCUCAAAGGUAUCUUUAUCAGUCAAACCAAGUACAUCAAGGAGAUUUUGAAGAAGCUUGCCAUGGAGAAUGCUAAUCCCAUUGGGACUCCAAUGAGUCCAACAACUACGCUUGAUGAAGAUAACAAUGGAAAAAGUGUUGAUGAAAGUAUUUAUAGAGGAAUGAUUGGAUCCUUAUUAUAUCUCACUGCCAGUCGACCGGAUAUAAUGUUCAGUGUGUGUAAAUGUGCAAGGUUUCAGUCGGCUCUAAAGGAAUCUCAUCUUACUGCUAUUAAAUGCAUUAUAAGAUAUCUUAUUGGGACCUCUGAAUUAGGAUUAUG
Molecule: messenger RNA, 371 nt
Organism: Nicotiana tabacum (common tobacco)
Lineage: Eukaryota; Viridiplantae; Streptophyta; Magnoliopsida; Solanales; Solanaceae
Source: RefSeq, a predicted model, not a curated record